Molecule: messenger RNA, 1607 nt
Organism: Colletotrichum godetiae
Lineage: Eukaryota; Fungi; Ascomycota; Sordariomycetes; Glomerellales; Glomerellaceae
Exons: 2
Coding region: 241-1401 (386 amino acids)
Cellular component (GO): endoplasmic reticulum
Source: RefSeq, a predicted model, not a curated record
CCGGAAGAACAUUACUGCCGAUCUCCGCUAUUAGGACACGGGGAUUGGAUGGGCUUAGCCUGCAACGUGUGGCAGUAGCAACAGCGUGCAGGUGCAGCACUGUGAGCUCGACAUCCUCGACGCACGCCGGAGCUUGGAGAGAGCAGCAAGCAGCAUACAGCCGCAUCCACAAUCCUCCUCCCCUCCACGACAUCAUCAUCGAAUUCCCAUCUACGAGCUCAAACCACAUCAGACGAUACCAUGAAGCUCUUCGUAGGGCUUGCGGCUGCCCUGACCGGCGUCGCGACCGCGCUCUCCUCUGAUCAGCCCGCUGACGUAUAUCUCCUGCAAUCGAAGCAGCCUCCGAGCUCCGAUAUCCCAUCAUUACCACGACAGAUUGUCCGCCUUAUCCUCCUUCAACGUCUGUCCCCCGAGGGUCAACAUGCAUCCUGGGAUCUUCCCGAGUCUAUCUCCAACGAGAAGGCCGUUAGCUACUUGAACGAGUUCGGCAAGGCCCCUCAGGCCCUCUUCACCAAUGCCGCCUCCACAAACCCGUCCCAGCUCGUCGUCAUGCUCGAGGGCAUCACUGCCGACGAUGCCAAGACGCUCCAGAAGUCUCUUGCGACCUCUGGACCUACCUUCAGAGUUGGAGAUGCUCCUUCCAUUACAGCCAAUGACAUGUUGCUGGCGAACGACUUGCCGUCCGUUGGCGUUACCGCAAAGAACUGUGCUUUCGAUAAAGCCAUCAACCCCUUUGCCGAGCAAUGUUGGAGUGGCAAGUCAUCAGUCGUCAGAUUUGAUACCAAGAAGGACUCGUCGAUCCUCGUGUCCCUCACCGAGAACGCCACCCUUCUUAAGCAGCUUGCUGCCAAUGGCGAGAUGGAAACCGUCAUCAUUGCUAUGCCCGAGUUGUCUCGCAACUCCGAGCUGCGUCAUUGGUCCUCCAAGCCUGAGGAGCUCCGUCGUCGCCAAGCCGAGGAAGUUAUGACUAUGACCGAGACCGACGAUCACGACCUGCCCGCUCCCACUACCCCAGUCCAGAGCACGGCGCCCUUCGUUGGAAACGCCGAGAGAGGCACCAUUCCUUCUUGCUUUGGCUCGCAGGAUGCCUGCGUCAAGGCCACUGGUAACUGUUCGGGUCACGGCGAGUGCUUGAAUAAGUACGCCAGAGCGGAUGGCCAGUCUGCCGGAACAUGCUUUUCCUGCUUGUGCCUCGGAACUAAGAAUGAGACGACGGGCAGUGUUACUCACUGGGGCGGCAAGACCUGCAGCAAGAUUGAUGUCAGCGUUCCCUUCUGGCUUUUUGUUGGUUUCGGUAUCGCCAUGGUCGGUACCCUGACCUUUGCUAUUGGUCUGCUCUUCAGCGUUGGCGAGGAGAAGCUUCCGGGUGUCAUUGGCGCUGGCGUCUCCAAGACCAAAUAAGGAUCGUCAUUGAAUGGUCAUUUAACAAUAGGGAAGGAUGGGCCUUGACCUCGAUCAAGGCAGGGUGAUUGUGCUUAUAAUUGGCAAGUGGUAGUCUGUACCAUAGGUGUAUUCUCAUGCGGCGUUGGCAUUGGCAGGACUUUUCUCUCUUUAUACGGAGAGGUUAUUUCUUAGACAAUCGAAAAGAAUUGAAACUAUGAUAACAA